Messenger RNA from Knipowitschia caucasica, 453 nucleotides. Lineage: Eukaryota; Metazoa; Chordata; Actinopteri; Gobiiformes; Gobiidae. The record is from the annotation of a GenBank genome assembly.
AUGUCAUGGCGUCCGACUUACCGAAGCUCCAAGUUUCGAAACGUGUACGGGAAGGUGGGGAGCCGUGAUCAAUGCUUUGACGGCAUCCCCAUCACCAAGAACGUCCACGACAGCCACUUCUGCGCCGUCAACGCCAAGUAUGUCGCCGUGGUGACGGAGAGCGCGGGCGGAGGCUCCUUCAUGGUCCUCCCCAUCAAACAGAUCGCAGCUCCAGGGGCCGGCCGCGAUAUAUCGACCCAGAGAGAGAGAGAGGUGUGCGGGGGGCUGUGGAGAGGAAAGAGCUGCCCAAACAUUCUCACAUCUUUAAAAGAGACAAAGAGAGGAAGCAGAGCCAAGGCCACAGCUGCAAGAGACAAAGGAACGCCGCGUUACCGCAUGUGCUCCGGCGUUAUCGUGGACUCAGUCAUAACAAGCGUCGUCCACACCGAGACAAACCCCAAACACACUGAGUGA